AUGAAGGCGAGAUGUCCACCAUCCGCAAAGGCGGCGGCGGCCGCAUGGACGCACGUAUUCGCCCACCCGCCUACGCCUACCCGGGUGGUCACGGCAGGUACCUCCCGUCUACACGCCUUUUCAACCAUAACGACGAGGUCAUCGACUGCUUCAAUGAGUGACAGUGUCUCGAUGCAGAUGGACUCAUCACAGCUCGCAACACGACCUGAUGAAGCGCUCGUCACACCGCUGGAGCGACCACGUCAACGUCCUCCCUGGGCCCGCCUGAAUCUCGAAGACACGGUCCGAAUCUUUGCUCCGGGCGCAAGCACGUUUCCUUUCACCGAAGCAAAGUGUCUCGAGGAUACACUCGUCGGACUGGCUGCAUAUUGCCCGGGAAAGUAUGCAGCUCUGGCGUCGGAUCACGAACGGAUGCGGCCCAUCCUGAAAGCAUUCCUACGACGAAGCUCGCUCAGCGAGGCUGAUUGGGUGGCUAUACGAAACGCGAUGCUCUGCAAGAGCUGGCCCGAUGCGCGCAGAUAUAUGGUCAAUACCGACGAUUCAGCCUGGCCGCUCUACGUGCUGCGCCGCGCCGUGUUCAAGGUGGCGACGCCGUCCGAGGCAUCCGACGCUUUGGCGCUGCUAGCCUUGACCGUCCAACGCGUGGCGAGCUUCAGCACUGAUCUGCGGUGGGGAUCCUAUUCCUACCUGACUACCAGCUUCGCAACGAUAUCGUCGUUCUGCUUCAGCGGAGACGGCAGGGCUUUGCACCUAGUUCCGCGACUCGGGGACGUCCUCUCGACCAUGAUCAGCGCCUUUCCCAACGAGAUGCCCAAGCACAGAAGCUUUGUCUUCGAUUUCACACGACGAUGCACUCGGUUGGCAGACGAGAGGGCUCGAAGCGCCAUGAUUUGCGUCCUUGGAAGCUUGCAGGGCGAUGGACAGCCCACCAAAAAGAUCGCCGAUGUUCGCAACGAAGUGAUUCAGAUCGUCGUCGGCCGCAUCGAGAUCGCACUGACCAAGAGCGCGGGCAAGACAGCCGCGUCCGAGCAGUUCGCCAAUACGGAGCUCAUGGACCUCCUCACCGAGCAGCAUGUGCCGCAACACUCUCUGCUCGAAAUGCGCGCCCUGCUGAGUGCCGUCGCCGUUGCCGGGAGGAACCGCGACUAUCGACGCAUCCGACACUACUUUGACCGCCUGGAGCAGUGCAAGCAAGAGCUCGACAUUCGGAUGGCUGCGACCGACUACCUCGAGCUGGCCAAGUCGCUGGUGCGGACCGCGCAGGGGUCACACGAUGCCAUGGAAGCAUUGCAGCAGGCUGAGAGGCUUCUAGCCGCUGAAUACGAAGAUGCCGAUAUGGAGGCACUACCCGAACACGCCAAGAGAAGGCUCAACCACGUCUGCCUUGAUAUGCUCCAAGUCAUGGCCAAGACGCCAGAGGUGCAUCUGCAAGAGGCCCUCUCAUUACUGGGAAUAUUCGUGCGCGGAUCUCGUGCUGAUAUAGAGGGUGAACGGAGCGAGACGCAUCCUCUCAUGUCGCAAGCAUUCAAGCAGCUCCGCGGCGACGUCUACGCGUACACCAUGAUGAUGCAAGGUUGCCUCUUGCGCGGACGCCCAGACGUGGCAUGCGCUGUUUGGCAAGCGAUGCUGGACCGCAACGUCUUGCCAACCACGGCAUGCCUGUCGGUGCUGUUGCAGAACCUGUUCCGACAUCAGGAGGUCGCCGAGGCGCUGCGACAGCUGGCGCUCUGGACCGACGUAGGCAUAACUCAGCAUGCAGCCCGACCCCAGACGAGGCAGGAUAUAGAGCUGGAAUCGCUUGAAGCACCGGCGUUUGUGCUGCCCUUCUCUCAGCCCCAAGCAUCUCUGAGCGAGACGGACGAGGUGACGGACAGGUACAAGCUGGAAGCCGAUCCAAUUCUGGCGUCGGUGGUAUUUAGCGGACUGCACUCUUGCGGCGCUGCGGGCACCGAGAGCCUUUGGGACGCAUACCGACAGACGGUGAGGCUGUUCCCGGAUGCGCCGGUGCUGGCGCUCUUCCUCAAGGCUGCCUGUGGCACCCAAGCCACGUCGAGCCAGGGUGCAAGCUUUGGACGCCAGGUGUUCCGCUCGAUGCUGUUCGGAAAGCACCCUGAGCUGGUCGACUUCCGCGCACCUCUGCAGGAGCAGCUACAAGCGCAAGGGGCAGCAGGCUGGAUCCUGUCGCACGACGCGGUGGGUGCCAAGAUGGAGCAGUGGUUCUCAUCUGCGUUUGGCGUCAAGCAAAGCAGCACUGCGGUGAGCCCGGACGACUUGGGCGCGCUCGUGUUCACCAGCAAGCUGUUCGAGCACUACCUGCGCCUCCUGCUCGCGAUGCAGCAUCUUCCCGGCCACGUCUCCGACGCGCGGCUGUUGCGUCAAGAGCUCAUCGAUGUGCUAGCAUGGAUGCGACAGCUGCAGCUCAAACCGUCCGAGACGCACGUGGCGCUCACCGUGCUCGAGAUUGAAGAGCGUCUUCCCCCGCCGAUCGCCGCACGUCAUAUGGAGGUGCUCGAUGCCUGGCUGGCCGACUGGCUGGGCGAAGCCAAGCUGCCGUCCGAGGAGCUCAUGCGGCGCGUCUGGCACUGGAAAAUGGAACGAAACGGCCAGGCGCGCGGCUGGUUCGACCGCAUCCCGGGUCCUUGGGACGAAGCGCCUCUGGAAGAAUGA
Messenger RNA from Moesziomyces antarcticus, 2667 nucleotides. RefSeq lists its product as uncharacterized. Gene Ontology annotation, molecular function: protein binding. Bases 1 to 2667 code for a protein of 888 amino acids. NCBI's taxonomy places the organism in Eukaryota, Fungi, Basidiomycota, Ustilaginomycetes, Ustilaginales, Ustilaginaceae. The record is from RefSeq and is a predicted model, not a curated record. The transcript has a single exon.